CGGUAUCGCGAAAGAAAAGAAGGUAGUAUCGCGCCUCUACUUCGCCGGAAUGGACGAGAAAAAGCUGAAUCUUGAAACAUGGUUGGAGUGUUGGCCGGAGUUUCCAGAAAUGAACGAAGACAACGUCAAGGAAUACUUGAAGAUCGUGGACAAGCUGAAGAUAUUCGUGAAAGUUGCAGACGAAAAAGGUUCGUCACCCAAAACAGCUCUUGCGGCCAGGGCAAUCAUGGAAGCAAUGUAUGGGCUCACCAGUGAGUGCAAAAGUCGGGAAUUUGCAGCAACAAUGGAACAUACUCUGUCUGACCUACGGACCAUUGCAGAACAGCUAUCGCAGCAAGAUCCGGAAACGAGCUGGAAAAGCCUUGAAGGGGUGUUGAACAGCAUCAGGAGUUUCUUUGGCCAAGAAAUUCAGGACAUCCGUAAGGAUUGUCACCACGACCCCAGGCAGGGGAUAGAGUGCGUGACAAAGCAACUGCAAGACAUGCACAAGGACUACAUCACCAAUCAGAUCAAGUGGCAGUGUGGCCUCAGCUUGCUGAUGGCUUUGUACACACUCUGGGAGUCCUGGACAACAUUCUCCAUCCUGCACGAGUUUUCUAUUGCAAAAGAAAACUACAACAAGGCACUGGAGCAAGUCGUCGCCACGCUCUCAGACGUUGAGGAGAGACUUGUAGGGCUUAUCAAUGACUUUCAUCAGGGUCUCCCUGUGAAGACUGACGCUGUGCGCGUGCUCCUGGUUCACAUGCAGAGAGGAACUAUGGAACUGGACAAAGCCAGGUCUCUUCUUCAGGCGGACAAGAACAACGUCACUGCCAGGCGUUCGGAGCAUCUUGCGGGAUCUUUCGCCAGCGUGAUCAACUCAUACAGAUCCAUCUCUGAGUACCUCCUCGCAGCUUCAGCGGGAGUCAACCCCUUCUACCAAACCCUGGCGGCGGUGUCUGCGUCCGUGGGUGGUAUAUCGGCACUCGUACACGGUACCAUGGCAUACAAGUGUCACAAGGCCAUUGCUGAGGCAGACGCACUUCUGACUGACAUCAAGACCUAUGAAACCAAGUUGGAGAACACAGUGAAGAAAACCGAAGAGUUUCUGCGUCAUCUUCACGAAAAAGUGAACAGCAAGAGCGCCACCGAGAGUGUAGCGGAGGAACAACAGAUGACUGUCAACACUAUGCUGGGCGUAGUGGCCGUCACUGUGGUCAUACUUGCGGUACUGUGGGAGUACUUCACAUACCGCUGAUGGUCACGAGAUAGCCUGUGAGAGUAGUACUGUGAGCUUUGUUUGUUUGAUUGUGGUAGUAGUAGUAGAAUGGUUUAUUUCAAUUCACUGAAAAAGUACAGCCCAGUUGCAGCCCGAAGGCCGAAUUGUCAGGCUUGUUUACAAACUUACUAAGUUAAAUAAUGGCACCGUUUAAUCAUUUUAUGACCUCAUUUUGCGCUUAUACACAUCCUUAUUUGGUCUUCCUGAGUUUUUAGUCAACAUAUGAGUCACCAUGUGACCAAUGCAAGGUGGUCUAAAUUUAGACGGCUGUCAUCG
Molecule: messenger RNA, 1534 nt
Organism: Branchiostoma belcheri (Belcher's lancelet)
Lineage: Eukaryota; Metazoa; Chordata; Leptocardii; Amphioxiformes; Branchiostomatidae
Exons: 10
Coding region: 50-1237 (395 amino acids)
Source: RefSeq, a predicted model, not a curated record